This is a messenger RNA of Coffea eugenioides, 1656 nucleotides long. RefSeq names its product thioredoxin reductase NTRB-like. Gene Ontology annotation, molecular function: thioredoxin-disulfide reductase (NADPH) activity. Gene Ontology annotation, cellular component: cytoplasm. The transcript has 2 exons. Bases 41 to 1339 code for a protein of 432 amino acids. Gene Ontology annotation, biological process: removal of superoxide radicals. The record is from RefSeq and is a predicted model, not a curated record. Lineage: Eukaryota; Viridiplantae; Streptophyta; Magnoliopsida; Gentianales; Rubiaceae.
GAAAACAAAACCUGUCUUCUUCUUCUUUUGUUCAUUGCCGAUGGUUAAUAAAUUCUCCCACUUUGACCCCUCCAAAAUUUUCAGACUUUUCACACCAAUUUGCCGCCUAAAAUUCCAUUCGCACAGUAAAAAAAGCGAUUCGCCCGCCCAUUUCGCCCGCCCCAACCCAUUCCAAGCCUCAGCAUCUUUACGACCCUGUCCAUAUAAAUGUUCUCACAGACAAAAUCAUAAACAGAUGUCCCACAACUGUUUUCCAAGAUUUUUAAACGCGCUUAGAAAAGCCCGCAACCUAAUCGGCGUCGCCACCCUCUCUGCCUCCGCCACCACUGCCUCCGCCACCGGUUCCAAGAUCCCUUCAAUGGAUGAUAUCCAAACCCUGAAGACGCGUCUCUGCAUAAUCGGGAGCGGCCCAGCUGCCCACACGGCGGCCAUCUACGCUGCCAGGGCGGAACUCAAGCCCAUUAUGUUUGAAGGAUGGAUGGCCAACGAUAUCGCCCCAGGUGGGCAGCUCACCACCACCUCCGAAGUUGAAAACUUCCCGGGUUUCCCUGAUGGGAUCGGCGGAAUCGAGCUGACCGAAAAGUUCCGCAGCCAAUCCCAUCGAUUUGGCACCGAAAUCUUCACUGAAACCGUGAAUAAAGUCGAUUUCUCGAAAAACCCUUUUACAAUCUUCACCGACUCCAAGACUGUCAUUGCUGAUUCCGUCAUCGUCUCCACCGGAGCUGUCGCUAAACGCCUUCAGUUCCCCGGCUCUUUAGAGUUCUGGAACCGUGGCAUCUCCGCCUGUGCCGUCUGCGACGGUGCCGCCCCGAUAUUCAGGAACAAGCCCCUUGCCGUGAUUGGCGGAGGGGACUCGGCCAUGGAGGAAGCUACGUUUUUGACGAAAUAUGGGUCUAAAGUUUAUAUAAUACAUAGGAGGGAUGAAUUUCGGGCUUCAAAAAUUAUGCAGAGCAGGGCUUUGAGCAAUCCCAAAAUUGAGGUGCUGUGGAAUUCUGUGGUGGUGGAGGCUUAUGGGGAGAAAGUGUUGGGGGGCUUGAAAGUGAAGAAUGUGGUGACCGGUGAGGUUUCGGAUGUACAGGCUAAUGGGUUGUUUUUCGCAAUUGGGCAUGAGCCUGCUACUAAGUUUUUAGGUGGGCAGUUGGAGCUGGAUUCUGAGGGAUAUGUGGUGACUAAGCCUGGGACUACCCAUACUAGCGUUAAGGGAGUUUUCGCUGCUGGUGAUGUUCAGGAUAAGAAGUAUAGGCAGGCUAUUACAGCUGCUGGCACUGGAUGCAUGGCUGCCUUGGAUGCAGAACAUUACUUGCAGGAAAUUGGCUCCCAGGAGGGUAAGAGUGAUUGAUUAUACAAAGCUUCUGCAAUGGAACUGAUGUCAAACUUAUGUUGCAAAACAUUACUGCUCUUUUAAUGAGCUUGAAGCACUCUUUCCUCCUAGUCUUCUUAAUGACAUUCCAUUCUUUGAACUUAUUGUGGUGGGGGUUAUCUUUAGCUAAUUAGUUCAUGAGACCUGUGAAUGCUGUUACUUAAUGGAAAUAGCUCUAUGUUGCUGAAAAGCUAUGCUGUGGCUUUAGAUAUGAAUCUCUGGCAUCUUAUGUACUAAUACUCAUUUUAUUGCAAUUAAAUGGUUUAAGAUUUUAAUAUUAUAAUGAUAUUGCUUCA